Molecule: messenger RNA, 4415 nt
Organism: Cuscuta campestris
Lineage: Eukaryota; Viridiplantae; Streptophyta; Magnoliopsida; Solanales; Convolvulaceae
Source: the annotation of a GenBank genome assembly
AGUCACAAGAAGAUAGUGCAAUACACAACAAAGAAUAUUAUCGAGUGAUUAUAUCUUCCUAAUUCAUAUUCCGUUCUUGGUCCGCCAUCUGAUCGGGUUAAUCCCAUCAUUGGUGCUUUCAUUGAGAGAAUACUGUGAGAUAAGGCUGUGAGAUUAUGGCCGGACGAAGGACGAGACGUAACCUUGCUACUUCUGCCCAGUCGACGGUGAGGAGUGACAACCCUGAGCAGGGUAUGAUUGUUCCUGUCAAUGGGUUGGAAACGGCGCUAAAUAAUGUGGCUAACAUGAUGGCCAACAUUAUGGAGCGAUUGGAUAAGGCUCUUCCAGGUCCAUCCGGAACCCGGGAUAUCCCACCCGGGCAACCCCGCCAGGUCCUGCGUACUGCGAGUUCUCCUAUCCUACAGGAACUCCACGAUCCGGAGGAGGUUGAAAGGGAAAGGCAAGCCAUUGACAGACGCCGGGCGGAGGAAUUGGCCCGGAACAACAAGAAAGCUCACGUUAGUGAGAGGCUGGGGAAGAAUCCGGAAAAGGCACCCCAGGGUUGGAUACGACCUCAGGCCAGCCAGGUGGCAUCCUCCAAUCGCGAACCCCGGCAGCGGAAUGACCGAGGCGUGAGCCAAGUGCCAGUCCGGUCGUUGCGGAAUCUGGAGGAGGAUGAGGUUCAAAGCCAGGCCAGGGUCCCAGCACCAAGGCGUCUAGGACCGCCGUUGCCGGAAGCUGAGAUUUUUGCGGAACCAUAUCCGCAGGGAUUCAAAAUGCCAUUUGUCAAGCGUUAUGACGGCGAAUCAGACACCCAAGAGCACAUAAAUAGCUAUGUCCAAGUGAUGAUCGCCGUGGACGCCAGUGACGCACUCAUGUGUCGGAGCUUCUUGCAGACCGUUGAUAGCAAGGUUGCAGACUGGGUCAACCAUAUCCCUGCCGGAUCCGUCCGAACAUGGGAUGAAUUGGGACUACGGUUCCUAGAGCAUUUUGCUGGGAACUGCCGCCCCAAAAAGCAUUUCACUCACUUGGCAUCAGUGCGACAGAAGCAUGGAGAAUCCUUGAAGAAUUUCCUUAUCCGAUGGAGGAAAGAGUCCAGGGAGGUUGAAGGAACAGAUGAUAAGUCCAGGUUAGCUAUGUUCACGGCAGCAUUACAGGAUGGACUCCUCCACACCGAUCUCACUACACAUCCCCCGGAUACCUUCGAAGAAGCGAUGGUCCGGGCUGGGAGGUAUGUGACCCUGGAAGAAAGAAAGGAGGAGAAGAAAGAGAAGACUCCUAAAGAAGAAGAGAAGUCGGGAACAAAGAAGCCGUUUAAGAAUAAGAAGCAGGGCUUCCCGGAUGGCCCAAAGGGCGCAAGCCCCGGGACCUCGGAGAAGCAUAGAUCUGCCAAUCCAGUCUUUACACUGCCAGUGGCUGAGGUCAUGGCCCAUGCGGCAGAGCAGGGGCUCAUGACUUACCCAACUUAUUCUCAGAAGGUUUGCAAUGUGGAAGACACUAGAAAAUGGUGUGCUUACCAUCGCAAAAAUGAUCACAACACAAAAGAUUGUUAUACUCUGAAGAAUGAGAUGGCAAGGCUGAUCCGCCGGGGACAUCUGAAGAAGCUUGUACAAGAUGGUGACGCCAGGAAUCCCGGGAAUGCUCAGAAUGGAAAAUGCAGAGAUAAAGAAGUAGCCCAGGCUGAGGCCCGGGAGAAACGCCACAUUGGACUAGAAGACGAAGAGGAGGAUUCGGAACCCGCGCCGCAUCGCCAGAAGAGACACCACGGGUGUAACUUCAUCAUUGGAGGGAAUACUGGUGGGAACUCGGCCACAAGCCGGAAGAAGUGGGCUAACGCGGCAAUGGUCAACAAGGUGCUGGUCCCGGAAGGUAAGAAGUUGAAAGCCGAGCCUAUUGUGUUUUCUAAUGCUGAUCUUCUAGAGACAGGGGUCCCUCAUAGGGACGCCCUGGCAACCAAACAGCCCAUCAAAUACGAUACCCAAGUGGGAGAGGUCACUGCACAGCUCAUGAGGGCUGAGGAAAAACGUCCCAGAGUAGAAGUUGCCGGCGACAUCGAAGAAGUGGAAUUGGAGCCAUGCACGCCGGGAAGGGUUGUCAGGAUUGGUAAGGGCCUAGGGGCUGAACUCAAGUCACGAGUGAUUUCAGUCCUCAGGAGGUUCAGAAGGGUCUUUGCAUGGAGUCCAGCUGAUAUGCCAGGGCUGGAUCACAAGAUUGUUGUUCAUCGCCUAAAUGUUCUGCCGGAGGCCAAACCGGCUCACCGGAUUAUUGUCCUCACCAAAGAGCCAUUGGCGUCACUUAGCUGGAGCCCGGCGGCAUCGGCCCGGAUGACCAAGUGGGCGGUCUUUAUCAGUCAGUACAACGUGGAAUUCAGGCCGCGCCCAUCCAUCAAGGGGCAAGCACUCGCCGACUUUCAAGUCGAGUGCACCACUAGGGAGAUGACAAGAGCCCGGGUUGAAACCCGGAUGGAGAAAGACUGGUGGAUAAUGAGCAUCGACGGAUCUUCUGGAUCUCGAUCUUGCGGAGCAGGUAUCGUCUUGAUCACCCCAGAAAAUUUCCGGAUUUAUUACGCCAUGAGAUUUCAGUUCCGUGUCUCCGACAAUGAAGCUGAGUAUGAGUCCCUGAUCAAUGGGGAGUUUGAAGCAAAGGAAGAGAGGAUGAAGAGGUAUCGGGACUUGUCUCUAGAGAUGUUGGGAAGGUUUGAGUUUAAGCUUGAACAUAUACCCCAGGCCCAGAACGCAGAGGCCGAUGUUCUAUCCAAGCUCAGCGCAGAAUCACCGGAAUACAUAAGCAGAUUAGCAACUGUUGAAGAGCUGGUAACCCCGAGUCUUAGCAACAAUGAGGUGAUCUGGGUAUCAGCUGAUCCCCCGGAAUGGUUGGACCGAUUGGCCAAAUACAUUGAGGACGGUGAAGCCCCGGAGAAUCCCCAGGAAGCGCGUCUAUUACGAAUGAGGGCACCAACCUACAAGGUGCAGGACGGAGUCCUCUAUAAGAGGUCUUACAACGGUGUCCUACUCCGUUGCCUUAGAGCAACAGAGGCGAAGGCAUUGAUGGAACAAAUACACGAAGGAGUAUGUGCCGCACAUCAGGGUCCUUAUUCCAUUUCCAGGAGGGCUAUCAUCCAGGAAUAUUUCUGGCCAACGAUGAGGAAGGAUUGCGAAGAGUAUGUACGCAAGUGCCUGACUUGCCAGCAUUUCCAGAAUAUACCCGGGAGACCAGCCACUAACUACACACCCAUCAGCUCCGUGAUUCCCUUCUCAAGAUGGGGGAUUGAUCUUGUGGGAGCCCUGCCAAAAGGGCCGGGGCAGGCAAGGUGGAUUGUGGUGGCGAUAGACUAUUUCACAAAGUGGGUAGAGGCUGAGCCACUUGCAGGGAUCACCGGAAGGCAGAUGAUCGACUUCGUUGGGACUAAUAUACUCUGCAGGUUUGGAGUCCCGAAGCAGAUCAUAUCAGAUAAUGGAACCCAGUUUGAGGAAGCAGAAUUUCAAGACUUUCUCAAAACUUGGGGAAUUCAGCACACGAAGGUGUCUGUUGCGUACCCUCAGGCUAAUGGACAAGUGGAGAACGUCAACAGAACAAUCAUAGACGGAAUAAAGAAGAAGCUACUUUCAGAAGGAAGCAAAUGGGUAGAUGAACUGCCCAGAAUCCUGUGGACAUACAGGACGACUCCGAGGAGAGCCACGGGUGACACUCCUUUUGGCUUGGCGUAUGGUUUUGAGGCCCGGGCUCCUGCCGAGGUAGUAAUCCCCACCAGGAGAGAGAUGGAAUAUGACCCGGAGGUGAAUGAACAGAAUCAGGCCGUAGAGCUGAAUUUCGUAGAAGAACGAAGGGAUGAAGCACGUAUCCGGGCAGAAAGUUAUCGUCGCCAGGUGAAAUCUUACUUUGAUAGCAGGGUGAAACCAAGGGCAUUCCAGGUGGGGGAUUAUGUUCUGAGGAAACGAGAGAAGAGUCAACCAACUAAAGGUGGGAAGCUGACGAAGAAGUAUGAAGGACCUUAUAUCAUCAAGGCCGUAGUUCGCCCAGUACAAGGCGAAGUCCUGGAGGGUCAUGGAGUCCCAGUCUAUCUCCCUGGAGGGAAGCCUGGGUGGACUGGGAGGAGAUGGUGCAGGAAGACGGGUCGCCGGAUAAAGCCUCGAGAACUCGCCGGGACUCAACCCGGCCAUGUCGUUGGACUGGGCUGGGGAGAUGGGGAGGUGGCUGUCCAUGCAACUGCUGAGGGGAAGGGGAACUCUGAGAAGAAGGCCUCGCACCGGAGACCAGCCGGGAAGCUCCUGAGUGGGGAUUGCGUCUCUUCUGUGGACGAGAAGUGCCAGGACAGCCAGAAGAGACUUCAGCCCUGGCACUGUUAGGAAGCACGCUGGGACCCGAAGGGAUACUCCCCGAGACCUGUUGGGGGAGAUGAGGGUUAUUCUCCUCCCUGGGAAAGGGGGAGGUUACCG